This is a messenger RNA of Onthophagus taurus, 1644 nucleotides long. Its product is annotated as G-protein coupled receptor dmsr-1. Gene Ontology annotation, molecular function: G protein-coupled peptide receptor activity. Gene Ontology annotation, cellular component: plasma membrane. The record is from RefSeq and is a predicted model, not a curated record. Gene Ontology annotation, biological process: G protein-coupled receptor signaling pathway. NCBI's taxonomy places the organism in Eukaryota, Metazoa, Arthropoda, Insecta, Coleoptera, Scarabaeidae.
AACCCUGCUUGCUAUCAGUACGAUCUAGCGAUUCAGUGCAGAAACACGCUCAACUCUCGGAAAUCAGCCCGGUUGUAUAAACCUGUUGAUACGUGCAUACAAUUUUUAAAAUAAAUUAAGUUUGUUUCGGCUAGUUCUUUCUUCGUUUCGAAUUAAUUAUGAAUUAUGGUUGAAAAUAUCCACCAAUUUAAUCAUUUCAAUUCAAAACGGGGAUGUCAGAAGACCUAAAAUACAUCUACAUAAAGAACAUAACAAUCAUGACGCAAAAUAACAUAGCCAUUGUUUCGAUUAACAACAAAACCUUUGAAAUUCACGGACUUGAAAAUCUCGACAACAACACAGAUUAUGAAAUCGGGAUGUGUAACGUUUGUAACUCUUCGAUUACAUCGUAUGUGCAAAUUUACGCUGAAUAUCACGGAUAUUUGGCGUUCAUCGUUUGUAUUUUUGGAACUAUUGCAAAUAUUUUCAACAUCAUAGUUUUAACGAGAAAAGAAAUGGCAUGUGUUCCAAUAAAUCGAAUUCUUACUGGACUAGCUGUUACCGAUAUGCUCUUGAUGGUCGAAUAUAUGAUUUUCGCUUAUUAUUAUCACGCCGUUGUUAUGAAAGAGUAUCAAUUUCCUUAUUGGGGAGCUGUUUUUAUGUUGGUACACAUUCAUUUUACUCAAAUAGCACAUACAGUAUCGAUUUGUUUAACUUUAACAUUAGCUGUAUGGCGAUAUUUAGCUAUUGGAUAUCCUGAAAGAAGUAGCGUUCUCUGUUCAGAAACUCGAUGUACCAUAGCGAUAUGUCUAAGUUAUGUACUUCCGAUCAUUCUUUGCAUCCCAACAUAUUUUGCUUUUUCAAUCAAAGGAGUACAAGUCGAAGAAGACGGAAAAUUUUACGUCUUGUACACUUCGAGUAUAUCGUCGAACGAAAAUUUUAUUAUAUUUAAUUUAUGGACUUACGCCGUUGUAAUGAAAUUGUUCCCCUGUUUGAUUUUAACCGUAAUUAGUGCUUGGUUAAUUAAAACUUUAUAUAAAGCAAAAAAACGUAAAAAGGUUUUAAAAUCGUAUAACCAAAUCCCAAAAGAAACUGUUGAUUCUAGUGGGAAUAUUAAAAAGAAAUCAAAAGCGGAAAGAAGAGCCGAGAGAACGACUAAAAUGUUGGUUGCAGUUUUAAUUUUAUUUCUCAUUACUGAAUUUCCUCAAGGGAUUUUCGGAUUAUUAAGCGGAUUAAAAGGAAAGUGUUUCUUUUUGAGUUGUUAUCAAGAAUUCGGAGAUAUAAUGGAUAUGUUGGCUUUAUUAAACGGCUCGAUUAAUUUUAUAUUGUAUUGUUCCAUGAAUAGGAUGUUCAGGGUAAUGUUUGGACAGAUGUUCAGGAAACGCAUUUUCAUCAAAUUAAGCGGAAAAUCCAGGAAUACGGAUGCGCAUACAACCACAACAGCAAUGGCUGUGACAAACACAACAGAAAUAUGACUGAAAAUCUUAAAACCAGAUCCUUUUCAAGAUACAUUUCAAGAUACGCCUGUUUAAAAGGAAAAUCAUCAAAAUGAGAUGAAUUUAAGAAAAUAAUAAAUGUACUGUUGUAACUUUUUCUUCUUAAAACUGAAUGUAACUAAGAUGUAACUCAAGUAUAUGUGCAAAUAUUAAAGUCGAUUUAAGUACA